AUGGCACCCAACGCACAGCAGAUCGCGAAAGAGUCUCAUGUCAACCAUCUGUUGGCCCACGAUAAGACACCAUGGUACAACAAGCCCAAUCUCCGCUUGCUGUACAUCAUGCUCCUCCCGGCCUGCCUUGGUGUGGAAAUGACCUCCGGUUAUGACGGCUCUGUUCUCAACGGCCUUCAAUCCGUCCAACCUUGGCUCAACUACUUUCAUAACCCGAACGGCGCUCUGCUCGGUAUCAUGAGCGCGGCGUUCUCAAUCGGCGGUGUCUUCGCAUUCCCAUUUGUUCCGUUCUGCAACGAUCGCUGGGGAAGGAAGAGCUCGGUUAUCAUCGGUAGCGCUAUCAUCGCGGUCGGCGUCGUGAUCCAGACGGCAUCCAUCAACAUCGGCAUGUUCAUCGCUUCACGUCUUAUUCUCGGUCUUGGUAUACCGUUCGCCAUUGGUGGCGCUUCUCAGCUGAUUGCUGAGUUAACGUACCCGAAGGAGCGUGCCGUUCUCACCGGACUGUUCAACAUCAGCUACUAUGCCGGUGCAACAUUAGCUGCUGGUGUCACUCUUGGCACCUUCUUCUGGACGAACGACUGGUCGUGGCGGCUUCCGUCCCUCCUCCAAAUCGCCCCGUCCUGCCUCCAACUCAUCUUCAUUUGGUUCAUUCCCGAGUCUCCCCGUUUCCUCAUUGCCAAGGGCAAGGGCGAACAGGCAUUCGACAUUCUCGUGAAGUACCAUGCUGAAGGCAACCGUGACGAUGCUUUCGUCAAGGCUGAAUAUGCCGAAAUCGAGCAAACGAUCAGGUUGGAGCUUGAGGCCAACAAACGCGGAUGGCUUGAUCUUUUGAGGACUCCCGGCAACCGCAAGCGGUCGUUCAUUGCCGCCUGCGUUGGUCUCUUCUCUCAGUGGUCUGGCAAUGGUAUUGUCUCCUACUACCUCGCUAAGGUUCUGAACUCUGUCGGCAUCACGGACAAGAAGACGCAGAACAUCCUUAACCUGGGCCUGAUGAUCUGGAAUCUCAUCACUGGUAUAAACGGAUCUAUCUGGUGCCGCGUCCUCAACCGUCGUACCCAGUACCUCUUCUCCUAUACUGGCAUGCUCGUAGUCUUCAUCUGCUGGACGAUCGCUUCUGCAAACUUCGCACAGACAGGCAACCUGCAAGCUGGUGGCGCUGUGGUUGGCAUGAUUUUCCUCUACUAUCCCAUGUACAACACCAUGAUGCCCCUCACGUACAAUUACGUUGUCGAGAUCUUCCCCUAUAGUACCCGUGCCAAGGGUAUUGCCAUUACCCAACUCCUCACCCGUGCCGGCUCGGGCUUCAAUCAGUUCGUCAACCCCAUCGGUCUCCAGAACAUCACCUGGAAGUUCUACGUUUUCUACGACUGCUGGCUGUUUGUCGAGACCUCCGUCAUCUACUUCUUCUACCCCGAGACACGGGGACCGACGCUCGAAGAGCUUGCCGUUAUCUUCGACGGACCCAAUGCUUACCUCGGCGGCCAGGAUGUUGGUGCAGCCCUUGACGACGAGUACGACAAGGAGCACUCAUCUGUUGAGGAGCUCGAAAAACCGAGCGCGGCGUAUGUUGAAAACAGGGUAUAG
Messenger RNA from Dacryopinax primogenitus, 1584 nucleotides. RefSeq names its product hexose transporter. The record is from RefSeq and is a predicted model, not a curated record. Gene Ontology annotation, biological process: transmembrane transport; carbohydrate transport. Bases 1 to 1584 code for a protein of 527 amino acids. The transcript is spliced from 4 exons. Gene Ontology annotation, cellular component: membrane. NCBI's taxonomy places the organism in Eukaryota, Fungi, Basidiomycota, Dacrymycetes, Dacrymycetales, Dacrymycetaceae. Gene Ontology annotation, molecular function: carbohydrate:proton symporter activity.